GGAGCCUGCGUGCGCCAGCGCAGUAGCGGGCCGCGCUGACGGGGGCGGCGAGGCGGUCGCUUUGAGCGUGUUAGUUCGCUCCCUGAAGAGAGUGCGGGCGGUUGGGCGCUGGCAGUCACUCGUGUGUUCGCUGAAUCUUCUUUUCAGGGAGAUGCCCUUUGCUUCUCAGAUGUAAUGCACCUUAUGUUUAUUUUUCAACAGUGAAAAUGAGUCAUACAGAGGUUAAAUUAAAAAUACCUUUUGGAAAUAAAUUACUGGAUGCUGUUUGUUUGGUACCUAACAAGAACAUAGCAUAUGGAAUCAUUCUUACACAUGGAGCAUCAGGAGAUAUGAACCUUCCUCAUUUGAUGUCACUGGCAUCCCAUCUUGCAUCUCACGGGUUUUUUUGCCUGAGAUUUACUUGCAAAGGCCUUAAUAUUGUACACAGAAUUAAGGCAUAUAAAGCAGUUUUGAAUUACCUGAAGACCUCAGGAGAAUACAAACUUGCUGGUGUUUUUCUUGGAGGUCGUUCCAUGGGCUCAAGAGCAGCUGCUUCUGUAAUGUGUCAUACUGAGCCAGAUGAUGCCGUUGAUUUUGUUCGAGGUCUCAUUUGUAUUUCUUACCCACUGCACCAUCCAAAGCAGCAGCAUAAACUCAGAGACGAAGAUCUCUUUCGUAUAAAGGAUCCUGUACUGUUUGUGUCAGGCUCAGCAGAUGAAAUGUGUGAAAAGAACUUGUUGGAGAAAGUAGCACAGAAAAUGCAAGCUCCCAGUAAAAUUCAUUGGAUUGAGAAGGCAAAUCAUUCCAUGGCAGUGAAAGGACGGUCAACAAAUGAUGUAUUCAAAGAAAUAAACACACAGAUCUUGUUUUGGAUCCAAGAAAUCACUGAAAUGGACAAGAAAUAAUUGUCAUUAAAAGCCAUGUUUUGAAUAAAAGUACGGUUGGUUAAUUUGAUAAACUAAAGUAUACCUCUCAGCAUUGUGAGAUGUAUUUCAGACUAACGUUCUUUAAUGUUGCCCUAUUUUUGAAACAUUGUAUCGUGAAAAUAUCCUUUACAAGAUGUCUUUUGAAAGCACUGUUAUAGUUAUAUGAAGAUAAUGUACAAAUAUUAAAGGUUGUCUAUAAUUUAUUUUCAUUAGUAUAGUUAAGUUUUGAAAAAUUAAACAUUUGCAUUUUGUUACAAUGGUGCCUUUGUUUUACUCUGAAAUACAGAUAAGAAAAUGCUUAAUUUUGAGAAGUAGUAUCACCUUUUAAAAAGAGAA
Messenger RNA from Arvicanthis niloticus (Nile rat), 1241 nucleotides. RefSeq names its product testis expressed 30 (gene Tex30). The record is from RefSeq and is a predicted model, not a curated record. Lineage: Eukaryota; Metazoa; Chordata; Mammalia; Rodentia; Muridae.